Rhinichthys klamathensis goyatoka is the source of this 5818-nucleotide messenger RNA. RefSeq names its product fibrosin-like 1 (gene fbrsl1). The record is from RefSeq and is a predicted model, not a curated record. The transcript is spliced from 19 exons. The coding region runs from base 947 to 4690 and encodes 1247 amino acids. Lineage: Eukaryota; Metazoa; Chordata; Actinopteri; Cypriniformes; Leuciscidae.
GAAAAAAUAAGUUAAUCGGAGUAAUAUAAUAAACCAGCUCACUUCCUCUGGCAAUCGCAGAAGUGGCGGAAGUACGUCAGUUUGCUAGACUCCGAGCAUUUACACUUCGCAGUGCGAUUUCUGACGAGCAAGAACAGAGAGAAGAGGAGAUGUGAAUCAUCCGCUGUCUCUUUAAAGCCACUUAGCGAAGCUUCACGUAUUCCGACAAACACGCCGACGUCUUUCCCUUCAGCCGCAGCGCGCGCGGGCAGCGUUCAGGAAUGGACGUGUUCAACUUACUCUCUGCUGGAUAACCAACUCUUUUCCUGGUUGGAUAUGAUUUGUUUUUGGUGGAUUGUGUGCUGAAGAAGGAUCUUUGGGGGAUAUAACAGCAUUUUCAGCCUGACGCGGACCGUGUUGUCUCGGAUGGUUUCGUGGCGUCUCUUCACGCUGAAACUUGGCGAUACAAUAAGUUCCUAUCUUUAAAUUGUUUGACAAACACGCGGAUGCCUAUUUGUUUUGUUUCUGGCACAGUGGGUCAUGAAUCGGGUGAAGAUUAAAGCAGGGCCAGCGUCAUGAAUACAGCGCGCGGUCUGCAGUAUCUACACACACUGAUGUUGUUGUAUACCAUUGCAACAAAGUUGCCGUGCGCGUGGAAUUCACGCUACUGUAAUUAAACAGCCAUUUUGCACCUGUUUAAAUGAAGCGAGGCGUUUCGAUACUGUGACGCUGUGGUUUGGAUUAGGCUACACGCCUUAACCUGCAUGGAUCACAUUUGUUUGUUUAUCACAUUACGGAGCUUAACAUCCAAGGUCAUUCUGUAGAUUGUUUACAGGCUUCAGUACUAUACAUGGAUGUGUUGUAUUGAUUGUGUGGAAUCGACUGGUUUUUACGUGAUCAAGUGUCAUUUUUGUCUUUUUUCUUUUUUUACGGGGGGGAGGGGGGAGGACAUCGCACCGUUUUUAAAAUGGAAGGGAAAGUGAAGCAGAGUCGCAGAUCCCGUUCGCAGCGCGAGAGGGGACGGAAACGGGAGGCACGCGCCGGGGAAACCCGCAAUCGAAGCCCCUCGUCUGGUUCCGAACGGGAGCGAAGUCCCGGUAAAAACGCUCCGCCACGCUCGACAUCCUCGAGCAGAACCCCGCGACCCCCCCGGAGGAAGAGACGCGAGUCUAGUUCUCAGGAGGAGGAUAUUAUUGAUGGAUUUGCUAUUGCCAGUUUCGUCAGUUUGGACCGUCUCGAGAAUAAGAAUGUUUCGGCUAAACUGGAAAAGAAGAAAUGGGAGGAUAUUGUAGUUAAACGACAGAAGGAGACCGAGGAGAGCAUGACCCCUGACAUAGAUGAAAAUGGCUUCUGCAAUCUGGCCAGCAGCGUGGGGCGAGACCAGGAGCGGGUGAAAGAUCGUCUGCUGAAGAACACAUACUCCAAGAAGAGCAAACGAUCUCUGAGUCUUCUGAGCCAGGCUGGGAGGAAAAUGGAGGAGACGGAGGUGAAAACAGCACCCAGGAGCAGCUCUAAAGAUCGACUCAGUGAGAGCUCCACUCACUCUCUGUCAGGACGAGGGUACUCGUGUGACAGCGAGAGUGACAUCGAUGACAAGGCAUCUGAUGUAGGAUCAGAGAAGCUUUUCUCGCCUACUGCACCUAAAGUUACGCCAACGAAUGAGAAUCUCGGGUCCAAAACUUCCAGCUCGACCAAAGUGUCUGGCCUUCAGCGUAGCCAGGAACAGAGUAACGACGUUUCGUUUGUCCCGCCGAUCUCAAGUCCGACUCCUGCGUCGCCCCCUACGGGGUCUCCUGCCCCUGCUGCGGCGGCAGCCCCCCCGCCUAGACCGCACCCUAUCUCCCCAAACCCUCUCAGUAUCAAGAAGGAAUCUGCGCCCCAUAUCCCCACCCCUCCCCUCCUGAGGAACCAAUCACAUUCACUGGAGCACAGACUCCCACCCCCGUCACACCACAGCCGGCCAAUCAUCAGUCAUCAUCAUCAUCCUUCGCCUUACAGCAGUCUUCACGACAUCAGCAACAACCCUUCCAAUCUUCCUCCCAAACACCACCUGUCUCACUCCCCUCAUCACCUCCGCGGCCUCCCGUCUCCUGCUCCUCCACUUCCUCUCUCCAUAGCCGGUCUGCCUUCCUCCCACUACUCCCUUCACUCGCCCUCUCACAUCUCCAGCCAUCCGGCCAUGUUCGCCAACCCCGCUACACUGCCUCCUCCGACCAACAGCCUGGUGGUGCCAGGACACCCUGCCGGACCACCCUAUCCAGAGCAUGAUCUUCUGCGGCAGGAGCUGAACAACCGCUUCCUGGUUCAGAGUUCAGAGCGAGGUCGGGGGUCGGCUCCAGGGGCGACAGGGUCGCCGUUGGGCCCUGUGUCGCUCCUCCGGGCUGAGUUUCACCAACAUCAGCAUAUGCACCAGCACCAACACACGCAUCAGCACACCUUCACGCCUUUCCCUGCCAGUCUGCCCCCGGCAGCCAUCAUUGGGCCGCCCACUGCACCUCCAAUGGUGCGUACCCCAGCCAGAAAUUUCGACAAGUACGCCCCAAAGCUGGACAAUCCUUUCUUGAGACAUUCAAAUUUCUUUCCCUCCUACCCGCCAACAAUGCCGGGCAUGCCUCCAUUGCUUCCACAUUCAGGGCCCUUCAGUUCAUUGCAAGGCGCCUUCCAGCCAAAGGCCUCAAACCCUAUUGAUGUUGCAGCAAGACCAGGAACGGUCCCGCACACUCUCCUUCAGAAGGACCCGAGGAUAACAGAUCCUUUUAGGACUUCAGUAAGAAAGCCAGGUAAAUGGUGUGCUGUGCAUGUUCAAAUCGCCUGGCAGAUCUACCAUCAUCAGCAGAAGAUGAAACAGAUGCACUUGGACCCGCAUAAACUGGACAUGAAUGGAAAACUUGAUCUAUUCAGCCGUCCUCCAGCUCCAGGCGUGUUCCCUGGGUUCCCCUACCCUCAUGACCUGGCCAGACCCCUCUUCUCAUCAACAGGAUCGGGACAUCCAGCUGCUUCACCCUAUGGGCCGUCUCCUCACCACGCCGGCUUCCUGCCUCCUAGCCAUUUGGCAGGUAAGUAUCCAUUCAGUCGCUCCAGUACCUUUGGCGGCCUCAGCAACCUUUCAAGCAGUGCCUUCGGUGGAUUAGGCAACCCAACCCUCGGGGCCAACAGUGUUUUUGGACCCAAAGAGGGUCCAGGGCUGCAUGGUCUCAGUAGUCCUCAUCACGACACCUGGAAUCGGCUGCACCGUACUCCGCCCUCCUUCCCGACCCCUCCACAGUGGCCCAAAUCUGCAGAUGCAGAAAGAAGCAGCUCUGCAAACAGCCACGAUAGAGAUAGAGACCGGGAGCGCGAGAAAGAAAAAGAAAGGGAGAGAGAAAAAAGGGACUCUUCUGUUGGGAAAGAAGAGAAAGAAAAGGACAGAGACUCUAUAGAUCGUAAUCGCCAUUCAAACCGCUCAUCUCCAGCUUCCGCUCCAGUCAGCUACCAGAUCAGCAACCUGAUCCGCUCAAAUAGCCAGAACUCGACUGACUCUGGCAGACACCGCAGCGGCAGUGCCGACCGCAACCGAGAGACUGAGAAAGAGCAUUUGGAGCGCCAGCGAGAGGCAGGCAUUUUAGGAGACAUAAAGGUGAAGGAAAGUCGUUCACCAGGGAAGGAGAUCACAGACAGGCGUUCCUCAGAUGACUCUCUUAAAUCCAUUCACCGAUCGCCCUCUCCUUACUCGAAAAAUGUCCUUAACGAUGCAGGAAUCAAAAUGGGUAUCCCACAACCGCUACCGAUUAAAGAAAGUGAGAGGGAUAGAAAGGAAACCAGCUCAGGGGAUCUGCUACACAAGGUGAAGAACGACAUGAAGAUCAAGGAGGAACGCAAGGAAGAGCAGGACGUGAUGGUGAUUGGAAGUGAAGCUGCCACUAAGCCUCAAGUCCCUCCUCCACCUCAUCAAACAACACCAAUAGCUCAUCACCACCCUGUACUAUCCCAUCAGCCUCCUCCGCCAUCUCCUCGCUGUAGUGACCCUCCGACACCGGCCUCGCUUCACGGAGUCCCCAUGCCACACUCACUGCCACUCACUCUUAGUGCCAUGCAUCAAAUGGGAAGUCUGAAUGCGCUUGAACGCACCCGCAUGGCACCUUUUAUGGGAGUCAGCCCUCUUGCAGCAGGUCGAGACCGCCUUCCACAUCCGGCGUUCUCGUGGGAUCCUCUACGAGAGGCUUACCGAAACCUCGACCUUCAGCGGCGCAUGGACUUUCAGCUUCGCUCUGAGCCUGGACACCGGUUCCCUGGCAUCUAUGAUCCAGAACGGGCCUAUCGGGAUCGGGAGGCACAUGACUACUCGCACCACGAACACCUUCUGGAAGUUCGGCGGGAACAGGAGAGACUGAGGCAACAGGCUGAAGAAAGGGAACGGAUGCAUUUACGAGAGGAACUGGAUCGGGCAAGGCUUCACCAACUUCACCAGUCGCCCAUCGAAGGACACUUACCACACAUGCCACCAUUUAUGUCACACCUUGGUGGGAUGCCGUACCCAAGGCUUAGCCCCUCAACAGGACAUAAUGGACUUCUUAACCGGACACCCCCAACUGCAGCACUAAGUGCCCCACCACCUCUGGUACCCUCUGGUGCUGCCAGACCAGCGUCACCAAGACGGACUACGCCAAUCACCACCCAGGACCCUCGGGAGUACUCACCGUCACGCAACCCCAAAGAAGUGGAGGCACGGUAACGUACUAGGAAGGAAAAUGCCGCACUUGAGUUGGACACAGGCAACAUGCACUUAUUUUCACACAAAGUAGGGUAAACGAUAAAUAAAUGUGUAAUUUGUACAAAGAUUUGUACCUUGGAACAAGCACAUCAACCGGCUUUUUUAGUUGAUUGGAGUAGAAGAAAUGAGUAGGUAGCUCCAUCUCUUGGUAGCUCCGAACAUAAGACAUAAACGUGAACUACCAAACAGAAAUUUGAUAUUAAUAUAUUAUUAAUCCAAUGCCUUUUCAGUUUUCAAGUGGAAAGACAUUCUGAAAUUUGUUUGUACAUUUCCUAUCCUUCAUGUACAGACAUUUUUUAUGUAUUUGCAUUAAGUUUCAUUUUUUUCUCUGCCCUGUAUUUAUCCUAGUGAGCUGCAGGAUAUGGAUGUCUACAUAUCUGAAUUGGUAUGAACUCACUGUUUGACAGUUGAUUUGCUCUAUGGUACCUGGAGAUAUUCAGUGCUGACCAUGUACAAAGUUACAUUUCGGAGUUUUUUGUUUUGCUUUUGUUUUUUGAGAUAUGCAGACAAAUAUGCAUUACAAUAUUCUUGUUUGGUUUAUGUAAAAUUUAAAGAUAUUGUAAAUAUCUUGUUGAUAUUACUUGGAACGAAAUGACAUUGUACAUUUGUUAGGCUUUUUAAAUGUUUCUUAAAAAAACAAUGAAAUUAAACUGAACCACUUCCAGGUUGAAAACCAUGGUGACGGAGCUGUCCAAUCAAAUGGGGGUGCGGUCAUGGCAAUGCAAUCUAUGCAAAGAGGAUUAAGAGAGUUCUGAUUGGACGGUUGUCAAAAUGGAGUUCUAAAGUGAGAACCUGGAUACCUGUUAUUCAUUUGUCCAAUUAAGAGCCAAUGAAACAAACAGCUAUAAACCUCCAGGUCAUAAAGGAACUGUUUUAGCAGUCAACACUUCUCCAGCCACAAAACCUGGACAUCUGGGAAACAUAUUGGAAUGGUUGGGGUGGCAAUAGACUCUUUCUGUCGACCUUGUGGUGUUGUGCAGUUGUUUUUCUUAGACUCUUGUAUACAAAACAAGUAGAGCUUUAGGCGUGAAAAAAUGAACAUUCAUGGUUUAAAAAUGUAUGGAAUAAAGGUUGGACCUUAUAUCUGCA